AUGCUUCCCGCCCUGGACACUAUAUGGCAUUCACCCACACUCUUUACUUCCAUUAACUCUCCUGCUCCUUUCAACGGCAAGGUCCUAGCCCAAUGCCCAAAGUCUUCCAGUAGAACACAGAUUGAGAGACAUCGCCGAACCACUCGAUGCAUCUACAAGCUUCGCUUACAGCCUUCCAUAGAUCCUCUCUACAGCAAGCCGGUGAUUGACAGCGAGACCGACGAGAUCUCCCCAGGUCCCCAUCACCACGUUGCGGGGCACUUUUCUAACACGUCCACUCGCUUCAACUUCUACUUUCCGCCAAAAGAUGCCUGGGGCGGUCGUUUCUUCCAACUCGCCUACCCUACGCAGUCCGCGAAUGCCACUGAGGAAACCAUUGGGUUCGGGCUAGACAGCAAGGCCUACACGGUCCAAGUCACGGGGUCAAACGGGUUCCGUGCCGAAGCAGCAGCAGCAAGGUAUUCCCGGAUUGUUGCGGCGCGAUAUUAUCGUCUCACAAGCACUCAGCAUAUCUAUGGCUAUGUUUACGGCGGCAGCGGUGGCUCUAAUCAAGUUAUUGGGGGUAUUGAGAAUACAGUCGGCGUCUGGGACGGCGCUGUGGCGAUGGUCCAAGCCGUGCCGAUUUCCGCCCCCAACAGCCCAUCGAUCAGGGCAAUGGCGGGUUUAGUUCUACGGAACAGGAAGACCGAGAUUCAGGAUUCCCUUAAGCCCGGGGGUAGUGGAAAUCCUCUCUCAAUACCAUCAAUGACGGAGCUCGAGCGAAGCAUGCUGAUUGAAGCCACAAAGCUUGGUGUCCCCAUCCGUGCUUGGGAACAGUAUGAUGAGGUCGCUGACAGUUCACAUCUGAACAUUCUGAGGAAUACCAUUAUCCAGCCUUCGGACCCUACAUACGUCGAAGAUUUCUGGUUCAAGCCGGGCUACCUCGGAACGGCGGAUAGUGCGCUCGGAAUCGCCAUGAGAGAGGCCGUAGUUGACUUCAAUGCGACGGUAGAGGAUGUUCAGCUUGACAACGAUGGGAAGCUGGUCAGCAUCAGACUCGACACAGUCCCGGAAGCUGUUGCUGACGUAUACGGGUACGACCUGGGUUUGCUUGGAGCCGACGACUUCAAAUUAAAAACCAUCAGCGGCACGUUGUCUACGGCCAACUACACCAUGUUGUUCACCGACUACACUGCCGACGCCAACGAUGCCACUCUUACAAAGUUUAUUGCAAAGGGAGUCAAAGUCCACAUCGACAACAAGUCCUCUGUUGCAAUGCACUCAUAUUACAGACACCAAAUCCCGGAACGAGCAGGAUUCUACGGAUUCGACCAGUUCCGGACCGUCAAUGGCACGAACUACCCCCAACGGACCCCUGACACGUCCAGGUCCCUCGCCAGAUCCGUCUCUGGCGGUAAUCACACUGGCUCCAUCGGAUGCAAACUCAUCAUCGUUCAGAACCUGCUGGACAGCGACGCGUUUCCGUGGCAUGCCGACUGGUAUCGUUCGCAAGUUAAGCGGCAACUGGGAGAUCGCUUCGAGGAUAAUUAUCGCCUUUGGUACAACGAUAAUGCGGAGCACUUUUACGAGAAAAGGCCUCCACACCGUCUUGCACUCAUUGUGCCGUACAACGGCAUCUACCAACAAGCUCUCCGAGACGUGGCAGCUUGGGUGGAGGAUAGAGUGCCUGCGCCAGAUUCCACGUCGUAUACUGUUUCGGCCGACGACAACUCGGUCCAGGUGCCACCCACAGCGACCGAACGGCGGGGUAUCCAACCGGUUGUUGAGCUUCUUGCGAAUGGAAGAUGCAGCUGUACGGUGAAAGCCGGCCAGUCGGUGACGUUACGAGCAACUGUCGAAACACCUUCCGGGACUGGCAAGGUUGUCAAUGUCGAGUGGGAUCUGACUUCGGAGGGCACCUUUACUGAUGUAGGGCCCGCAUUCACGCCGAACCAGACGGUGACGGUUGAGCACACGGUUGUCUACAACACGACGGGCAACUUUAUCGCUAUUGCGAGGGCGACGUCUCAUCGUCAGGGAGACCAGGGUGCCGUUUAUGCGAGGGUGAUGAAUUUGGCUCGUGUGAAUGUUAUUGCCGAUUCGGCCCACGCUCCUGCUUCCCCUACGAUAAUCAUCCGCCUGCCCUCAGAAUCUUUCACACAACCUUACAUCUCCUCACUUCUGCAACUGCACACCAGCACACCAGCACACCAGCACACCAGCACACGCGCACACGCAUACCCACAUCCACACAUCCUCUCAGAAGAAGUCAUGGACUCCCAAGGCAGCCAAGCGACGAAGAAGCGGAGACUGGAUGAUGGAAACGAAGAUAGUCAAGCCAGUAAGGACGACGGCAGUUCACUCGGCGUGUCUUGGCGUGGUUUCCGUCCUCGGACCAUCGAGUUCGACCAUCAAGCCUCCUGCAGUGAGUUUGAAUCUCGCUUCGCACUCGAGAUCUGGGCGACGGAUGCACAGGGUGUUGAGCGUCAAAUUGGAAAAAUCUGGGAUGAAAUCAACUACGCUGGAGCCGGGAAAGUCAAGGUCAUCGCAAAGAGCGCAAAGAGCGUAUUGAGCGCAUUGAGCGCAAUGCGCGAAACGAGCAGCGACACCCCGGGGUUGGCCUCCGACGAUUACAUAAAGGCAUUCGAAAGCCAUAUGAAAUCACAGCAGACUAUUCAAGAGAAAGCUCGUCAGGAGGAGAAGGCUCGCAAGGAGGAGAAGGCUCGUCAGGAGAAGGCUCGCAAGGAGGAGAAGGCUCGCAAGCAGAAGAAGGAGGCUCUCCGAGAGAAAACACUUGCCCUUGAGGCUCUUCAAGCGAGAAGGAGAGCCCUCCAAGAGAGUGAGAGAACCCUCCAGUAUGAGGAAGAGGCUCUCCAAGAGAAGAUUCAGUCUCUCCAAGAGAAGCAGACUGUUUAG
This is a messenger RNA of Colletotrichum tamarilloi, 2895 nucleotides long. RefSeq lists its product as uncharacterized. NCBI's taxonomy places the organism in Eukaryota, Fungi, Ascomycota, Sordariomycetes, Glomerellales, Glomerellaceae. The transcript has 3 exons. The record is from RefSeq and is a predicted model, not a curated record. The coding region runs from base 1 to 2895 and encodes 964 amino acids.